Molecule: messenger RNA, 368 nt
Organism: Poecilia reticulata (guppy)
Lineage: Eukaryota; Metazoa; Chordata; Actinopteri; Cyprinodontiformes; Poeciliidae
Gene: mocs2
Product: molybdenum cofactor synthesis 2
Biological process (GO): Mo-molybdopterin cofactor biosynthetic process
Cellular component (GO): molybdopterin adenylyltransferase complex
Source: RefSeq, a predicted model, not a curated record
UAGGGAGCAGAAGAAGAAGCGGGAGGCGUGUAAAACAGUAACUGGCCUCGGUCGGUAAGUUCUGUCCGCUGCAGGAGGAUUCAUGUCUGCGCAGGUGACCGUGCUGUACUUCGCUAGGAGUGCCGAGCUGACCGGACUGAGGGAGGAGGAGUUGGUUGCCGUGCCAACGCCAAUCAGCAGCGGGGACCUGUGGGCUCUGUUGCUACGGAAACAGCCCAGGCUGGUGGCGCUGCAGGGCCGCGUGGUGCUGGCCGUACGCCAGCAGUACGUCGCCAUCGGCAACCAGCAGCUGAGCCUGCAGGACGGCGACGAGGUGGCCGUGGUGCCGCCGCUGAGCGGAGGGUAGAACCGAACCGGAACCGGAACCG